Messenger RNA from Pygocentrus nattereri (red-bellied piranha), 1810 nucleotides. RefSeq lists its product as uncharacterized. The record is from RefSeq and is a predicted model, not a curated record. Lineage: Eukaryota; Metazoa; Chordata; Actinopteri; Characiformes; Serrasalmidae. Bases 1 to 1740 code for a protein of 579 amino acids. The transcript is spliced from 4 exons.
AUGAUCGUGGACUACAGGAAACUGCAGAGGGAUGGUCACUCUCCCCUAUCCAUCAAUGGACCCGAAGUGGAGAGAGUCAGCUGUGUGAAGUUCCUCAGUGUAUACUCCACUGAUGACCUCACCCGGUUCCUCCACACCAACACAAUUGUGAAAUCUGCUAAUCAACGUCUCUUCUCCUGCGUAAGUCCAAUUAAUCGUUUUUGGACCUCUACCUGGUUGUCGAGAUCACCUGGGUGUUCAGAGCGAACUGACCCAGCCCUGUCGGGUGGGCGGGAGUACGAGAGUGAGAGUAGAGAGGUUCGUAUCAGAAGCAGAAAGAACAAGGAGUUUAGGUCAGAUACUGUGAAUACAUCCAACCUGCAGUAUGUUGGAGGACAGCCCUCCUCAUCUCCGUAUACGCCCCCACUUCAGGUUGUAUGCGACGCAGUGCGAUUUACUCAUUCUUUCGUGUUCAUGCCAGAUUGUCCCUUUAACCUUAUGGGGCGGGAUUUAAUGAGUAAACUUGGUCUAUCCCUGUCCUUUUCUGGUUCGCGCAUGACCGUGUCCACGGGAGAUUUCAAUCGCGAUCUCAACAUCGCUAAUAAAUCCUUUAAAUCACCUGUGUCUGCUCUGCUGUCUGUCUCACACGCCACAGAGGUUCCUGAGCCUCUGCAUUCCAUACCACACACUGUUUGGGCCGCACAUAGGGAUGAUGUUGGCAGGGUUGACUGUAAACCAUAUGAGGCUACUCUAAAAAGCCCCACUCCUGUUUUUGUUAAACAAUACCCUUUGCCCGAGCACAAACUGUGUGGUAUAGACUCUAUUCUACAGAAACUUCUCUCUUUAGGUGUGGUCGUCCCAUGUCAAAGUGCGUAUAACACACCGAUUAACCCAGUCCCCAGGCCGGACGGUUCUUGGCGAUUCACUCAAGAUUUUCGACGCCUUAAUGACGCCAUCGUGCCUAUCGCCCCAAUUGUGCCUGAUGUCUCUUCGAUAUUGACCUCCAUUCCGUGUCAACACGCAUUUUUUACUGUCUUAGACGUUAGUUCUGCUUUUUUCAGCAUUCCUGUUGAACCUGACACCCAGCCGAUUUUCGCUUUCACUCAUUGCCAACGCCAAUACACGUGGUCUCGUUUGCCGCAAGGUUUCUGCGACUCGCCUGCGGCGUUCGCCGCGUCGCUCCGAGACCUCAUUUCCGACCUCUCCCUCCCCGGGGGUGCUGUGCUCCUGCAGUAUGCAGAUGACCUUCUGAUUUCGGCCCCUGACAGCUCCACGUGCACUGAGGCAUCUAAACUGGUCCUCAUGCGCUUGGCUACACUGGGCUUCAAGGUUUCACUAAAGAAACUGCAGUUCUGCCUACCCCGGGUCCAAUAUCUGGGUCAUGAACUAUCUCAAGGUCAACGCCUCCUCUCUGCUGACCGAGUGUCAUGCAUCACGCAGCUUCCCAAGCCCGCCACCAAGCAGGCUAUGAUGUCUUUCCUCGGCCUCAUCAAUUACUGCAGACAGUGGAUUCCUGACUGCUCCGCGCAUGACAAAACACUGCGUGCCUCCUUCACUCACGAACAGGCCAUGACUCAUCGCCUCAGCCAUGAACUGUGCAUAUUCUGCUCUACUGUCCUCACUGCAGUCUGCACCAGCCUUGGGCCUGCCCAACUACGCUCUGCCAUUUCACCUGUGGGUGUCGGAGUCGGGGGGCACUGCUGCUGCGGUUCUGGCUCAGCCCCACGGGGGAGGUUUGCGCCCUUGCGCAUAUUAUUCUAAAACAUUGGACGUUACGGCCCGAGGCCUUCCGUCCUGUCUCCGAGCGGUCGCGGCGUGCGCACUAAUGGUA